This is a messenger RNA of Penicillium alfredii, 699 nucleotides long. Its product is annotated as putative isochorismatase family hydrolase. The record is from RefSeq and is a predicted model, not a curated record. The coding region runs from base 1 to 699 and encodes 232 amino acids. The transcript has a single exon. Lineage: Eukaryota; Fungi; Ascomycota; Eurotiomycetes; Eurotiales; Aspergillaceae.
AUGCCAUCACCACUAGACCUCAGCCUCCCAACAGCUCUCAUCCUAAUCGACAACCAAGUAGGCCUCUGCCACCCGACCACAACAACACACUGGGGUACCACCCGCUCCAACCCACUUUAUGAAGUCAACAUCCAAGCGCUCCUCUCCGCUUUCCGUACAGCGCGCUCGAUAUCGUCCACAACCCCACUAGAGGUAAUCCACAUCUUCCACUCAUCAACCACGCCAAAUUCACCCUUGCACCCCGCCCACACAGCUCACGGCAUCCGGCCUCUCGACUUCGCCGUGCCCGCAUCAGACGGCUCAGAGCCCGUGUUCUGGAAGAGCGUCAACUCAUCCUUUAUUGGGACGGAGCUCGAGCCUCAUCUGCGCCAGAAGGGGUUCCGCCAGAUUCUGAUUGCGGGACUCACGACGGACCACUGCGUCUCGACGACCACGCGCAUGGCGGCGAAUCUGGGCGUCGUGGAUCGCUUUUUGGAGGGUGGGCCUGUGCGGCUGCGCGAGGAUGGAUCCCAUGAGAAUGAGGCCCGCGUGCUGAAGGGCCGUGCUGUGCUUGUUGCUGAUGCCACGGCUACUUUUGGGAAGGCGGGGAUUGACUCCGAGACUAUUCAUAAGGUGUCGGUUGCUAGUCUCGAGGGUGAGUUUGCUGAUGUUUUGGGGACGGAGGAGGUUGUUAAGGCUUUGAGAAGGGUUAAGCAUUGA